Molecule: messenger RNA, 17084 nt
Organism: Gallus gallus (chicken)
Lineage: Eukaryota; Metazoa; Chordata; Aves; Galliformes; Phasianidae
Gene: SMAD9
Product: SMAD family member 9
Exons: 7
Coding region: 9955-11385 (476 amino acids)
Biological process (GO): SMAD protein signal transduction; anatomical structure morphogenesis; BMP signaling pathway
Cellular component (GO): heteromeric SMAD protein complex
Molecular function (GO): RNA polymerase II cis-regulatory region sequence-specific DNA binding; DNA-binding transcription factor activity, RNA polymerase II-specific; I-SMAD binding
Source: RefSeq, a predicted model, not a curated record
AGCUGCAGCCCCGCUCCCGCCCGCGGCGCGCCGAGACCCCAGCCCGCGCCGGUGGCAGGUAAGAGCCGGGCUCCCGGCCGCGUCCCGGGACGGAGUGCGGUGCGGCGGGGGGCACGCGGAGGACGGUCCCGAAAGUUCGCGCCGGGCGCGGGCGGCGCACCUGGGGCCGGCGGUGCGGGCGGCAUCCCCCGGGACGGUGCCUCUCGGCGGGAGGGGGCCGGGAUGCGGGAGACACGGCGACGCCAGGGCUGCGAGCGAAAAGGAGGAGCGCGGGGAGAAAGAGCGUUGUUGUGGAUGGCUGGAGGCUGACAGGCAUUCCCGCUGCGAGGGCUGCUUUCCUUAAGGAAAACAAAACCCACAUGACACGUUCGGAGAUAGUUUUUCCCUUGCAGAGGUUAUUUUCUGUUCGAGAAAUCCCGGCCGCCGGACGCGCUCCCGAAUAGAGCAGAGCAGAAAUUGGGCUGUUUGGGUUUGCGCUCCAGCUGCGGGCGCGGGAUCCCUUCAGAACCGAAGCCCCGUACGGCACACCCCGAGCCGGGGGGACCCGCGGUUGGGCCCGUUUGUAUCAAUUCCGAUGUGGUGCGGUGGCAACUUUGUGUUUUCCCACUUGGGUUUUAUGGGCGAAUUCAUUUGAUCCUGGCCGGGUUUGCUCUCGAAGGCACGUCGGUGGGAAUAAAAAUAAAUGGCACACACAUGAGCGCUCACAAACGCACACGUGCUGUUAAUUGCUGGAGUUUUACAGAUUAGUGGGGGGGGAGAAAAAAAGAGCAUAGCCCAGAAUGGCCAACUCUUCGGUGAAUGAGUUCUGCCUUGGCAGCAGUAGGAAGUGAUGUGCACGUCUCUGGAACGCGUUCAAGUUUGUGGCUGCUGGGGAAGGACACUGCAGAGAGCACUGAGUUUCGGUGCUUUGCAUCUCUCCUGUGUGCAGAGAUGUGCGUCUGUAUGGGUGGCGAUGCCCUCCUCGGCUCCCGGAUCGUCAGCUUAAGAAAGCGCCACAAAACUCUUCCCCUCGGCCAUGGGAGGAUGAAUGUCAUCGCUCACCCAAACGUCAUCCGGGCAGACAGCUCCCGUUGUCCAGAUUUGCUAUGUGCCCACGUCCGCCUGGUUUGCGUUUGUUUCCUGCUGUACUUUAGAGUGGAGGCUUCGGGUGUAGUUUUUAUUUCAUUUAUUUUACGUACUGAGUCACUUUGACAUAGUAGGCAGAAGAAGUGUGCCGCAAAGUAUUCCUGAAGUGAACCUUUCCAUUCUACAUUCUGAGUUCUGCAGUGAUUUCUAUCCCUGUCUGCCCUUCGUGAUGGAGUUACAAAUGUUUUCUUUUUCACUCUGUUGCAGGCAUACAAGCGAUAAGCAAUAACUGCAAAAAAACAACUCAAAUAAGGGUCACUCGUAUUUUAUCAUGCAUCCCAAUUUGAUCAGGAUUUGUGUUUUCAUAGGAGUCGGGGAUGGGUGCUUUUAUUUACGUGCAGAACUAAACUGAACACCCACAAAGGUUUGCCCUAAGCUCUCAACUGCACAACUUUGCAGAGCAGUUCAGCAUUCAUAUUUUAUCAGUGCACUUGUCCCAGGCUGAGAGCACAUACACGUAUGCUGCAUACCUACAGAAGGUGGAGGCGAGGCACCCGGAGCUCCUGCACACAAACUGGUGGUGGUUCCCCAUCUGCCUUCACUGGGGACAAGGCAAGGCCCAACCCACUAAAAUAGGACCACAGAAAUGUUGGCGUAGCGUAUCACAUAACAUCUGGACAGUUAAUCCUCCUUUCUCCCCUUUUAUUCUUUUACAGACUUUGUGCAUCUCGAGCUUGAAAUCCUCAGCUAUCUGCUGUUAUCAGCUCGGCAGAUAGGGUGUCAUGUAAUCCUCUCUGCUGAAUGCUAAAGUGCUGUAAUUCUGAUGGCCUGGCUAAUCUGUCUCGAUAAAGUUUUAUUUUUCCAUUGUUAAAUUCAGAGGACAAUGACUACUAAUUACAAGUGACCUCUAACCAAAACACCAGUUAGCAUUUAUCGCUGGUGCUGAUACCCGCUAACAGUAAUUCCAGCAUCAGCUCUAUGGGGCACCCUGCUUCAGAGGAACCCGACGGAAUAAGGGGAGCCAAAAGGGGAGAGAGAGAAUGCAUAUGCUCUGGGUCGUUUGUGGUAAAAACGAAAUGAAAGUGUACAUAGAUUCCAUUUGCUCUGCAGUAUGCCUGUUGCAAAUAAUAAUGACAUGGAUGAGGAAGAAAUAAUUAAAAAUAUCAUAAAUAUUUUAACUGAAAACAGCACAGCAAAAACGUACAGAAGGUUGUUAUGGUAGGCUGCCUGGUUUCCUGCUGCAGGCUGGUAUAAGGGAUCAUUAGUGUUAUUGUACAUUAACAGCAAAAGAUAGUAAUAGCAAUGACAAUUUGAGAGAAUCAUUGCUUUCCUAUUACUGUCUUUGAGAACAUUUGUUCUAAGAAACAUCAGACUGAAUACAGUGUAAUAAAAUUAAUUUUUCAAAAAUAUCCCCAAUUAUUUCCCAUCUUACAUUUUUUAUAAUGUUUGAAUGGUAAUAGCAUGGGAAUUUUACAGAUGAAGAGGUGAAUUAAAGAGUCUCGGGCUCUGCGUAUUUGUUAUAGUAGCUGAAAACCACGCUGUGCUUUUGCAGAUGAGUUAGAUCUAAUAGACUGCGGGAUCAGAGCCCAGUCUGAGAUCCUGACAAACAGAUGUGUGCGUUUAAAAUGAAACAGGUGAAAGUUUUUCUGCCCGGGUUUUAGUGAAGACACCUGUGAUUUUUAGAUGGGUUGUUCCACAGGACCGACAGCAGGUUUCUGAAGGAGCUAUUGUAGCAUCUCAGACAGGCCGAGCAGUUUUUCUUUGAAGUUCAGCUCCUCUGGACAAGGACACGACAAGGACACAGUGAAAGUGGAGAUCAUUUCCCAGUUGACAUGGUUGCUUCUAUGUAAAUAGACAAAACAAAACAGGAAGGAAAAGAAAAUGAUAAUCUCUGUCCUUUUUUUUUUUUUUAAUUAUUUUUAUUGAAACAGCAUGAGGAUCCAGAUGUGUUUCUCACUGGGAGGAGAAAUGCCUUAUCUUUCCUGCAUCCAGCUUUCCAGCACUUGUUUCCUAUCCUCUCUUCACUGUCAGGAGCACCACCGUCCUCCCCUCUGCCAAACUCAGCAUCAUCUUUUGACUGCUGUUUCCUUACAAGCCGGUACUCCCAGAUGUCUUUUGACAUUUUUUCUUCUCAUGGCUUCUUGCAUUCCUUCUUCCUUUUGUUUGCAGCUGCUAAAGCAUUAGUCCACACUGUGGCAACCGUCCAGCUUGUUACUGCAACCUCCCGUUUCCCAACAAGCUCUCUUCUUCCACCUACGUUCUGUUCACCGUCACUGUGACCCCUGCCAAAAUCCUCUAUCUUCUGCUUUCCUUUCUGAAACGUCUCCAUGCUAACCCAUCUUACUGAGUCUCUAUAUACUCCUAGUUUCUGUUUAGAUCAUGAAAAUUUUCCCUGCUUCCAGAGUUCUCCAGAUCCAUCGGCCUCAGUCCCGUGGUUCACUGAAAGACAGAGAGGAAGAGGAAAGAAAAUGAGCAGACCCUUGGCUCAUUCCAGUUCGUUCUGCUUCAGGAUUCCUUUCACCCUCAUUACCUGGCUACAAAAGGAGCAAGAUUGGUCAUUGCUCAAUAACUGUUACUCUGUUUGUUCUGCCUUGUAUUGUACUUGGUCAGGCAGCUGUGCUGUGGGAACACAAGGCAGCAAGCUGUUGGUGGUAGGGCCUUUCUAUAAAGUGGUGUUUGCUAACAGCAAAGCUCCAUGUAAUUAAGAAUACUUUAUAAUGCAAAUAACAGUGUUACUGAGGUCAGUACAUUUAAACAAUGCUUAAUCAUUUAAUGUUUAAAUGCUAUGCCUUUCUGUAAUGAAAAAUCGUUUUCUAGGCAUUAUUGUGUAGCAUUCCUCAUCAGGAGAUAUGAAAGGGCUUUUACAAAGCAGUCAUUGUCAGGAUACCUAUGUGAAAGGUGCAGAAACCUGAGGGAAAAUCAUUUACCUGGAGGUUUGUGGCAGGGUGUGAUCCCACACACUGUCCAGUAGGCUCAGAAGGGACCAAAGGCGUGAGGAUUUCACAUGGAUUUCAAGACUCCCUUGUGGUUGCUUGCUGGCCUGGCCUAUCCAAACCUACUUGUCUCCAUCCAAUUGCUGUAGAUAUGCCCAGCUGCCAACAUGCAGUUUCUUAUCCUGCGGCAUAUAUGAGGUAGCUAAUUUAUCUCUUUAAUUGAGAGAUCUUGGAUUACUUCAUGGAGGGCACAAGGCCUCCACAGGGACAUCUAGAGUAGAGAAACUGAAAUUCAUUCUGGUGUGAGGCACAGCCUGCAGCUCCCUUGGCUGCCCUGCUGCAAGUCCUGCAAGACUUCUGCUGGAACAUCGGCUUCUUGGUGGGAACCUGCAUGGGACAUGGGCAGAGCUAAGUGGUAGGAGGGGAGAGGAAAGGGAGAAAUAGAGCUGGAGAGGUGAGAUGUUCCCUGUACCUGGAGACGUGCAGGGGAGAGAUGUGUUCCUUCAGUGCCCUUUUUCUGCCUUUUGUUUGGUAUCCUGCAUUUUCUGAAGCUUUCUGUUACCAUAGCUUGCCAUCUCGCAUGCUAAAGAGAAUUCAGCCCUCAUUUUAUGCUCCCAGGCUCAAAUGUAGGCAUAUGGAGGCUGUUUAAUCUCAUAAGCAAGUGUUCUGGUUUGCAGAGCACCCACAUCUUCAGCUGAAGUCACUGGGAACAGCCAGCUGUCUCCUCCUUUACACCCCGCAGGAGGGAACUAGAUAGACAAGUUCUUGCUCCUUUUGCUCUUAGUCAUAUUGUUGUGAAACAGCUUCUAUAGAGAAUCCAAACAUAUCCAGAUAUUCUUGAUGGAAAUACUUGGGACCAUUGGCCCCUUGUCCAAGGCAAUUCCAUCUGCUCAAUCAGAUCUCUACAUAGAUAAAUACCCAUGAGAUCAGUGCCUACUUUUACUCCACAGUCCUUUUUUUGCAGAUUUCCAGAAUGUAAACCCUGUGGAUGCUCCCUUCCCUCUUCCCCACAGGGUUUCACAAGCCACUGAGGGCUCAAUUACCACAGACGGCUGUGGCUUUUGGUGCAGGAGAGCCUAUAUCAAUCUUACUGCACUAACAAUUUCCCACAGCGAUGUGCAACAAAAGCCUUUUAGGAAAAACGGUUUUGAAUGCAAUAUGGCUUGAGCACAAUGAAGUGCUAAUGUGAUUCCGUGGAAAACUGCUCACAUGAGAUAUAUAGAAAGUUUUGGUGUGUGAAACCUAUCCCUCUAUAUGGACUUGCCCAUAGGGAGAAAGAGUCUGUCUCUAGGCCUGCUGUCAGCCCAAGUGGGACCACUUCUGGAAGUUCUUCCUUUUGAGUGUUUUAUUGACAGUCUGUGAUCUAUUGAUCAAUAUUUCACUCUCCAAGCUGUGUGUUGCAUUCAGUGAUACUAAAUCUGCCAAAGAUGUCUGUUGCAUUAAGUCCAUAAUGGAGUAAGUAGCCCUUUAGUCAGGCCUCCCUGAUGUCUGUCUGGGGCCUUAGGUGUCAGGUGUGAAGCCUGCAUGCUGGACUGCAGCCAGGCCUGUGGCUAGAGCUGCUCUGUCACAUGGGGUUCUUGUAGGCCAUGCUAACUUGUUCUUGUACCCAGCUAACUCUCAGUAUCACAGGUUACCUUUGGUUUUAUGACUUGAGAUGCAUGACACAAAUAGGCAGAGAUCAGCAGAUCUCAAAGCAUGAGAUACAGAUCCCGCGUGUCAGGAUGAAACCUUGCAGAUCUGCCUGAGGGAGCCAACCUCCCUUUAUUUCUAUGGAUCCCAACAGGGAAUGAAGCUAUCAGGGACUGUGCUGAGUACCACAGAGCUAGGCCCACACCUCCUGCUAGGCAGAUGGGAUGUGCUACAUGAUUUGCCUUACCCAUUUUGCGUGUAUGUGCUGUAAAUGUACGUCUUGAACUCAAAAAGUGCAUUCCUUCCCACCAACUUAAGUUACUUAACUUCCAGGGUAGCCUUCCCACCAGCCUUGAGCAUCAGAUCCUAGGUGGAGCAACUGUUCUUUAGAAGUAUCCUUAUUCAAAACAUUCUUAAUAUCUAACUAAGCAAAUCCUUUUCCUAAAAUGGGUAUUCGGGAAUUGCUCCAAGAACACCAGUGAUUGAUAACAAGGAUUACAGUAUCUGAUUAGUGUGGAUAUAAACCUCAGGCCAGCAAUGAAGCUGAAAUUCUUUUCUAGUCCCUUUCUUCCUUUGUGAAGUGUUUGUUCUGGAGGCACUUGGCUGCAUGCUUUGUAUUAGAGACGAGUCAGCGUUUAUUUUAAAAGCAGGAACUCUAUUUUUUGCGUAUUUCCAACUGUUCCAUUUUUAGAAACACCGAUGGGCUUUGCUACAGUUUCUCUGGGAAUGGUGAGUAUGUGAAGAAUGUAGGACAGACUGUCUAUGAAACGGGGAGAACCAGAGUCACGAGAAGACGUGUUGGCUCCCCAAGUCAGGUUGAUGCACUUCACCGUCACGCUCCGCUGCCUCCUGCCUUCUCCCCACAAAUACAUCAUCAGAACUUCCCCAUGGCAUGCAUACUCCUUAGCCUCUUAUCUUGGGAAGGUGGAAGGCAGUUGAAAGAUGAGCACUUUGUUGGAGCUGCCUAUCGGAGGAAGCCAGGCCAUAGGAAGGGAUAAGGGGAAUGGGUCUUCUUCCUGCCUGGCGGGAGCAGGGUGUGGGGUAGAGGAGAGGGUGUAUCCUCUGGGAUUGCAUCUCAGACUUCAGUGUGGCCCAGCCAGAGAAUAUACUUUGGUCGACUCCAUAUAAACAUGGCAGUUGCUAGUUUCCUUUAAAAUUUGAUACUAAGGAAGGAAACGUGGUCAAAGAGAGAUCAUAGUGAUAAGUUGGUCCAGUUUCAUAUUUUUGCACGGAUCUUGGUUAUGGUAAUUUUGUGUGGUGCUUUCAAAUAUUGUGGGAGAUUUUCAAAGGCACAAAUUAGUGCGAAUUUCUAGUCCUGUGAGCAUGUUUAUCCUGAGCGGUGGAAUGCAGGAGCACUGCCCGAGUUGGCCUAGAGCUUGAAACAGUGCAACCGUGUUAGCAUAAUGCUGCACCUGAAAAGAGAAGCUCUUUGGCUUGAUCACAGUAAAGAACCGUAGGGCCACAAGGGUUCUCAGGAGGCUUAUUCUUCAAGAAAACUGUGUAAGUCUGGGAGGCUCUGGAGUCCUCUCCUUGCUUCAAAAGCCACCUGGACAUGGUCCUGAGCACUCUGCUCUGGGUGUCCCUGCUGGAGCUGGGAUUGGGCCAGGUGUCCUCCAGAGUUCCUUCCCUCUACUGUGCUGUGAUAUUGUAAUCUGCUCUCUCAGACCUCCAACAUCAGUCAGUAUCCCAACACUUAGCUCUGUACUGUUAGAUACUUUCCUCGUCUCUUCACAUGAAAGGCAGAUUGCUGCUAUCCUGCUUGCACAGUUUGCACAUUUGCAUACUGUUGCCAUGUCCAUGACCCUUCCUUCUUCCUGUCUAACACAGCUUUGCUGCUUCUGGUACUCAGAAGAUGAAGUCAUUCAGUGUUCAGUCUGCAGCUGUACUGUGUCUUGUAGAUGUGCACAUUCAGUGGUCCCACUGCAGGAAUUAGCACAUCCCUUCCCAGUUGGGCAUCACAGACAUACCAAAAGUGAUCAGGGUGCUUACUUUUCUGUUGUGACUGAAUCUGUGCCUCUUAAACACAGCCUCAAGUGCUUGGCUUAUGGAAAUUUAUGUGACUGUGUUAAGUCGCACAGUUUACAUGCCAGAAUGUGUCCCUCCUUAUAGCAAAUGAAUGUGUUAUUCCUGACCAGAGAAGCUGGACUAUGCCUAGUAGCUGAGGUAAUAUUUGAGAGGUUCCACAAGCUCAGUGAGAUUAUUUGGAAGUCACAGAUGUUUAGACACUGGCAUCAGAUUUUGUCUUCAUUUUAACCUGGCAGCAGCGAAUGCAGUGAAGUCUCUGCAGUGGUAGAGGAGUGGCCAGAGAGGCACAAAGUGCUGUGGGAUUUGCUCUUUAGUAUCAAUGGCUUCACCUAAAAUGCGGUGUAGGAAAGCCUUCAGAACCAAGCUGAAAUGAACAAGAAAAUAAGUUUCAGAAGUUUGCAUUAUUCAUUUAAACUUAUAGGAGUGAAAAAUGAGAUAUUGCCAGGGCUGUGUGAAACAUGGACAAAUUUGAGUCUCAAGUACUUUACCUCAUAUCAUCACAGCUGUUUUCAGUGGAGCACUCCAGGGUCAAACCAGGAAGAAAUUUAGUUUCUUAAUUAAAACAACAAAAAAACCCACCUCCUUUACAUCCCAUUUAAUUAAAACCCUGGGUGUCAGGUUCUGUGGUUGUGGAAGAGCUUGGUAACAAUGUGAUGAAUAAUUCAUUCACUGUGUUUUGUUUUGUUGGGUGCAAAAGACGGUGGUUUUGGAUGGGUUCAUAACAACAACCUUGUCUUCUUGGUCCUUGUCACAAGAAGAACCCUGGAGGAUCCCAAACAGAGCCGUGGGUGUCACAAGUGGAACAGGAGUCUUUUGAAGGUGAUUUACAUGUAUAAAGAGUAACAUGGGGCAGCUGUUACUGAGUUGUGAACUGCUUACUGAAACAGCAGAAAGUGUGUGUGUGUGUGUGUAUGUGUGUAGCUCACAUAUGCAUUUCCAUGACACUCUUCAGGAGUAAACACACGGGUAAAAACCUCUCCUGCCCUGCGCUGAACAUCUGUGCCUGCAAAAGCCUGUGCAAGUGCAGGAUUUGUGCUUCAGGGUGUGGGAGCAUGCCCAGGGCAAGCUCAGGGAAGUUCCUCACUCAUUUGGGACCUGAAGAAUUUGUAAACAAUAUUUUAUUUAUUUAUUUAAAAAACCCUUCCUUCUGCUGAGGUGUGGGAGAUCCAUGCAGCAAACAGCAAUGAUGAUGUGACAGAGGAAGAUCUUUGCCACCCUGAGCCCUUAAUGUAUGCUGACUACUAUCAAGUCUGUAUUACAGCAGUAUCAGCUCUGAGAAAACCCACAGGUUUUUCUCCUUUGUAAUAACAAGCAAUAACUAAAUCAGUGCUAGGUAAAAAUAACUAAUCACACGUGUUCGUAACAUUCCUUUUUAAGAUAGUUUGACUAAAAUAAUUUUCUUCCUUCCAAUUCUGUUGUGAUUUAGUCACCGAGCUGUAGACUUCCAGUUAUAAUUGUCUCACUCUUCCAUUUUCCAGCUGCGUGCAAUCUCUAAUAACUGCACAGCUUAUGUCUAGACGACCCUCUGAGAAAUCUCUCUGUGGCCUUACUUAGCUGCUGCAAUGACACCGAGACUGAUGAUGUCAGCCAUAUUCGAGACUGAUAGCCGUGCCUUUCAUGGCUUAGUUAGCUGAGGCAGGGCAGAGUCUUGGAGUUUGAUGCUGAGACUGGAUGUAUACACACAUCUGCAUACAUACCCAUGCAUAGAUAGUCUUGUGAGCAUGAUUAUGCACCAUGCUUUUAUGUGGUAGUGUUUUAAGCCUGCUUUCACCAGCAUUCCAGCAGUUUUUUCUUUUAGGCUUCUGCAUGCAGCUUAAAGUGGAAUUUAAUGAGGACUGACUGAUACAAUUCCACUGAAAUUGAAUUAGCAGGAAACUUCAGCAACACAAUGGCCUGCACAGAUGUUCUGCUGGGGGAUGAUGCAAAGCUUCCCCAACACAGCAAGUCCUUUAUAGAUUAAGCCAAACCUAAAUUUCUCCAGAUCUUUCCACAGUGUCAGCAUAUUCCCGUAUGAGACACAAAGGAGGACAUGUUCAAUUUCCAUGAGUUCUGGAACCCUUCCUACUGACUUCAGCAGGCCUUCACUCAGGCUUCAGCAGCUUCUUGAUGUUUGGAAAGUUCUGAGACACAGCCUGUUGGGACUACUUGUAACCAGCACCUAAGACUACAGAAACUUAUGUUUGGAAGAACCUCUUUCUGAAGGAAGCAUCCAUCUCAAUAUUGCGAAAACUCUGUCCAGGCCUUACAAGGCAGGAGGGUGAUCUGUGCUUCUGCUGACACUGGUGUGUAAUCUCUGCUUCUUAUGCACUCCAGCACCCCUAUCAGUUCCUUGUUCUCCUUCACCAGCCCUGCAGUGAAAAGGCUGCUGGGCUGGAAACAAGGAGAUGAAGAGGAAAAGUGGGCAGAAAAAGCUGUUGAUUCCCUGGUGAAGAAAUUAAAGAAGAAAAAAGGUGCCAUGGAAGAACUGGAAAGGGCUCUAAGCUGCCCAGGUCAGCCCAGUAAAUGUGUCACGAUCCCACGUUCCUUGGAUGGGCGGCUGCAGGUUUCUCACCGCAAGGGGCUCCCUCAUGUCAUAUACUGCAGAGUGUGGCGUUGGCCUGAUUUACAAUCUCACCAUGAAUUGAAGCCACUGGAAUGUUGUGAGUUCCCAUUUGGCUCAAAACAGAAAGAAGUGUGCAUUAACCCCUACCAUUACCGGCGGGUGGAAACUCCAGUCCUACCUCCAGUACUUGUUCCAAGACACAGCGAGUUUAACCCUCACCUCAGCCUUCUCGCCAAGUUUCGAAAUACUUCUCUGCACAGUGAGCCACUGAUGCCACACAAUGCCACCUAUCCUGAUUCUUUCCAACAUCCUCCAUGCACCCCGUUUCCACCAUCACCCAGCCACAUGUUCUCCCAGUCGCCUAACAGCAUCAGCUACCCCAACUCACCAGGAAGCUCUUCUGGACCAGGAAGUCCAUAUCAGCUCACGGUGGAAACUCCACCCCCACCCUACCACGCAAGAGAAACUCCGGGAAGCCACAAUGGGCGGUCAAUGGAUGCUAUAGCUGAAAGCCAACUAGUACUGUCUUUGCCCAAUGGAGGUAAAUCUGCCGAUGGAGAAACUGAAAAUUUUCGGCCUGUUUGCUAUGAGGAACCACAACACUGGUGCUCAGUUGCCUACUAUGAACUCAACAACAGGGUAGGAGAGACUUUCCAGGCUUCCUCUCGAAGUAUCCUUAUAGAUGGAUUUACAGAUCCCUCAAAUAACAAAAACAGGUUCUGCCUGGGACUGCUCUCGAAUGUAAACCGCAAUUCGACUAUAGAAAACACCAGGAGACACAUAGGAAAAGGUGUCCAUCUUUAUUAUGUUGGUGGAGAAGUGUAUGCUGAAUGUGUCAGUGACAGCAGUAUUUUCGUGCAGAGCCGCAAUUGUAACUAUCAGCAUGGUUUCCACCCAGCCACUGUCUGUAAGAUCCCCAGUGGCUGCAGCCUCAAGAUCUUCAACAACCAGCUCUUCGCCCAGCUGCUUGCCCAGUCAGUCAAUCAUGGUUUUGAAGUGGUAUAUGAGCUGACGAAGAUGUGUACGAUUCGAAUGAGCUUUGUUAAAGGCUGGGGAGCAGAGUAUCAUCGCCAAGAUGUUACAAGCACGCCCUGCUGGAUUGAGAUCCACCUGCACGGACCAUUGCAAUGGCUGGAUAAGGUUCUGACACAGAUGGGCUCACCUCAUAACCCCAUCUCUUCCGUCUCUUAAGAAUCAUCUCUAGAAUUCCCUUAGGAUGGAUGCUAUUGCAGGCAGUGGCUUAUAGGAUUUCCAGUGAACAGAAGCUUCUAUAUGUAGAUGUAUGCAGUUGUAAAUAUAUCUAUACAUAGUCUACUCUCCUAUUUUUUUUUUCUCAUGCUACGUUUUGUGGUUUCUAGUUACUCUGAUGCCAGUACAAUAAUUAUAGGAAUUCAGGUAUAGUAUAUCUGUUCUCAAAAUAAGCCAAGUUCCUGCAAAAGUGUCAAGCAGUUCCUGUGAGCAUCUUCAUUCCCCAGCCAAGCCAGUAAAUGAUGCGAAUUCUCAGCACUUUCACAUGGAUUCAGAAACCUGGCUGUAGCUGUUCCUAGUAGGUGAAAUUCACCCUUCUGCAGGCAACAAAAGUCAGAUAUUGGCACCAUUUAUAUUCAUUUUACAUCCUAACUUCUGAUCUAAGAGAGGACCUUAGGUGGUACACAGGACUUAAGCAUAGAGAUGACUUUUCUCCAGUGAACUGAAGGAUUAAACAGCAAUUCCAGUCUGUCUCCGUACUGCAAAGUGCUGUGGGACAACAGAUCCUGUGAGGAGCUGAGACCCCUGGGUUUGGCAGGAGGAGACAGCCCUUGGGAUGUCUUUGGCUCUGGCACCUUAUCAGAGCAUUCUGGACACAUCUGAGUAGUCCGAUACACUUAACACAGUAGUUUAUGGUACUGCUGCACUGAAAAGCAACGAGCUCCUAAGAAAAAAAAAAGAAAAUUUGAAGUAUAUGCCUAGAAGUUUAAAAUCUAAUUAACUUCCAGUGCUUUUUUUUGCAAAGUACAUACAUACUUACAUAUGUAUCUGGCAUGUAAACUGAAUCCUAUCCAUUAUACAGUAUUGAUGUUGUUUGUUUUGAAGUUAAGACUAUCUGUAGUUAGACUACUGUGCUGAUACUAAGGGUACGUCUAAAAGGGACUUGAACUGUGAUUCAGGAAAAGGAAAUGAAGUGUGCAUCGAAGAACUGAGAAAUUAUAUCAUCAUUCAGCUCAGGACAGUCUGCGUUGGGAAUGGGGAGGCCCAUGCUCACAAGAUACAGUGAGGAGGAGAUGAGAGGCAGUCAGGCUGUGCCCUGCGAUGUGCCAGUCCUCGACCUGACUGCAGUGCCCUGGUUUGGCAGAGGGGGCUCCUGGCAUUUCAUUAAUACCCAUGGAUGGUUUCUCAUCUUGGAUAGAGGCUUCAGCAUUUGCAGUGUUGUGGCCUCACCUGCACAGGAUGGUGAGGCAGCGUAAGCCAUAAGCAAGAGAAGAGUGAGUCUAUGUGUAAAGCUUUCUUAACAGUUCCUUGUCUGUGAUCCUGAAAACUGCUUUGCAUUAAGGGUCAACAAGAGUGGUAACUUCUCAAAUCUCACACACUAGAAUUACACUGAGAAAAAUAUGCUCUACAUAAUAUUUCUUUUCUUCUCACACAGUACGUGGUGCUACACAAUUUACUGCUUGAUUACAAGAGAAUGCGUGAAAUCUUCAGGUACAUCACAUAUGCAAACCAAGUAAUAUUCACUGGAAAGACUUUCUGUGUUUUUUAGAUGCUAUAUAAUGCCUGUUACAAGGUGGCAGUUAAGAACAGAGCAGAAGAAUGCAUAAAACAGAGGGGUUGCUUCCUUUAAACACACCAUCAGCUGCCUCCGGCUUUGGCAGGGCACAGGAAGACGGAUGGUUGUUAAGUUCGAGCAGAAUUGCAGGUUUCUAGGAAGUUCAUAACUAUGAAGAACUCUAUUCUGUCACCAUUUGCCAUCAACGUCAUCAGUGUGGAGUAGGAAAAGCAUGACCUGUGGCAGUGAUUCCAGUACAAAGGUCCCACCCAAAUUUCAUAUGUGCCAUUUACUGCUUAGCAGACUGAAGAAAGAUGGGUUUGGAAACAGACCUUCUCCUCAGCUCCCUUGGUCUUCAGUGUCACCGUAUUUAGCUGUCGGUACCAUUGUUUUCAGGUUGUCUAUUGUGCCCUUUUCCCAGUUGUGUGUUACACAGUGCUUAUCCCUUUAUUUAGCAGCUGAGGACAGGGAAAUCAGCUCCCCUAUCCAGGAUCUAGCACUGUCCUUCAUCCUAAAUUCUUCCUCCGCACAAAAAGAAGAGCCUAGCUGUUGCUUUUAGACAUCGCCAGCCUUGUCUUCUCUCUCCCAGAGAGCAAAGGUGGCUGUGCUAGGGUGCACUGCUCUUUGGGCAGCUCCAGAACCCAGUUUCCUGCUGAUGCUGCAGAGGAAGAAGUGCAGACAGUGAAGAGAAGCGGUUUUUCUGAGGCAUCAUUCAUCUCAUCACGAGGUCUUUCAGGUGGAUUCGAUACACUGCACCCUGAGCAUUCUUCUGUCUGCCUACUGUGUGUAAGGGGAACACAUGGUCAGAGAUGGACUGCUACACUGGAUGCAUCCAAAAGGAGCUGAGGUGAGCCUGUGGGGAGGUGUCCUUACAGCCUGGUGAUGAUGCCUCCUCAGCCAGUGUCUGUGUUGUUUAAAUGCAAGUUGGUAAAUUCAGAGCAGGUUUUCCUUUCCUGUAUUUCCGCUGCUGCAGCAAUCCUCACACAGGUAGCCCUUUUGGCCUUCGUGCAGUCCACGUGUGCAGGCUGUCACCUCAGUGUGCCCUUCCUCCUAAAGGAAAGAAACAGGCAUUUCUGGAGUGUGCUUCUUCUGACCUACUUAAAUGCCUACAGUAAGAUGAGACAAAGUAUUCAAUUAUUUGCUGAAAAACCCUCAGAGUCUUCUCUAGUAUGCAAAUUAAAAGUUAAAAAUCCAGGUUUCUCAUAAUUUAAAGCAAGGUACCUUUGUAUUUCACUGUAAUGCCUCCCCAUUUUGGAAGAUCUUUGGUGCUCUAAGGUCCUCGUGAACCCAUCACCCCAUGUAUUCAAUUUAUAGCCUUUAAAGGCAUUCAUUAAUACCCAAGCUUUUGAGAUGGACUUCCUGAGGGAUUUAAAACCACUUACAGGGAGACUGCCUAGCUGAAGGCAGAUUUUUUUAAAUGUCUUUUGAGCAAUCAACAUCAAACCCUGUUGAAGGUUUCUGUGGAGAAGUACUGUGCAUCAGCAGGCAGCGAUGGGAGUUUGGUCAGGUCGUGGCAUAGAGAACAUCCAUCAUGGUACUCAGACCUCUUGUUUUCUUGUUAAGUAGUUGAGAAGAGACUGUCUAAUUGCUGCCAGUUCAUCAGAAGCACCAGUAUUAAUUCAUCAGUAUUAGUUCACAUCCAGAGGGGACUGACGCAGGUCUUAGGCUGCUUGAAGUCAUUCCAAUGGCACUGCUCCUCUGCUCGGGCCCAAACCUCGCACUGCAACAAUCAAUAUGAUGGCUGGAGCACUCAGAAGUGCAGCACGGGCUAUGCCUCCUUGUCAGAUCCCUCCUUAUAGAGAACUCAGCCAGUAAGCACUGUGUUAAGCCUUCCCACAGCCUGAGCAGCCUCCUUGGAGAGAUCUCUGCCUCUAGCAGGGCAUCAGAGUGGGUGCCCCACAGAGAUCCCUUCUAGUUUACAUUGUUCUGUGGCUCUGUGCAGACAUUCAGCGGUAACUGGUUGUCACAGGCAGGAGCUCUCUGUUAGUGGAGACAGUGUCAGGAUGAAGCAUGUUUAUUUACCCUCAGCUAUUUCUGCAUGAGUUCAGUGCAGGACAGAGUUGUUAGAUAUUAAUGUUUCAUGAGUAUAAAACCAGCACUGGAAACGUCUCUCAUUGUAAACAUCAUCCCAUCACAUAGCUCUUAAAAUGGAGCAAAUCAGGCAUUUGUGACUACAGCUUUGUCUAAUCCACCCGUGUUCCUCUUUGCUUCUGGCACGCACGCCUGGUUGAUAAGUGCUGCAAGUCAAAGUCUCAGCAGUACUGCACAAACCACUGGAUAUGCAGAGGCUGCUCAGGCAGACAUGUCAGCUCCUUGGAUGCAAACAAUCAAGGAACUUGAUAGGCCUUAGUAGACUUUGAAGGGGUCUGAAGUAUAUGACUCUUUAUUGACUUCUCUGGUGCUGAAAGCCUGAGUGGGCAUUUAGUCUUUGUUUAGUGGAGAGAAAUAGCUCAGUGUCUCUAGUGCACACAAUGUGCUCCAGCGUAAGAUGCAGCCUUUAGUUUGUGACCAUCAUCUACUCAUGGGACCUCCAGAGUGGCCAGGAGUGACCAGAAUCCUGUUGGCUGUUGCACUGUUUCACCCCAGGGCUUCCCAACCAGCUUGCUCGGGUGUGCUUCAUGUUGCAUUGCCGUACCAGUGCCACACUUACCUGCUAGGGAGGUGAGGCAUGAGUCCAACCAAGAGCACACCUCCACUUACACUUGGGCUAGGCUUGCAGAGCUGGCGCCUGUACAGUUUGGUCUAGUGGUUGGCGACCUGGUCUAGUGGUUGGCAACCUGCCUGUGGCAGGGAAAUUGAAACUAGAGGAUCUUUGAGGUCCUUUUCAACCCAGGCCAUUCUAUGACUCUAUGACAGGUAAUGAGGCUGAGUUGCAGGCCAUGUCUCUUCUGCGAGACAAACAUAACCACUAUGUCCUCCAGUCAGCUACUCUUCCAAUAUAGCCAAUGUGAACAUUUGCAGCUAAUUGUGAACAGUUUUUAGAUCUUCACUCGUAGUGUUUUUAUUAUCCAUGAAUGCUGCUAUUUUAUAGUCCGUGUUAAUCUUCAAAUAAUAUUGCAUAUGAAUAGCAUAGGAAGAAAUAGACCAACCAGUUAGUAAUUUUAAAUGCAAACCUCAUCAGCAAAGAAAAGCUAGAAAAAAAUUGGUAAAGUCUGACCCAUUGCACUUCCACUGUAGCGAGCACAUCAUCUGUUUCAAAGUGAUCAUUUGAUGCUGAGGUGUGUGUUGCAUCUUACUGAUUCACACUUAUGUCCAAGAGAUGCUUUGCAAACAAGAGAGAAAGGGAACAAACAUAAUGGUAAGCAGAGAGAAGGCACCUCUAGAUAAUUUUCUUCCACUUAUUCAAGCAAUUGGAAUUCAGUUUGUAAUUAUUUGUAAUACUUUAUAAGUACAGGUUAAGCAUAUCACAGUGUGUUUUCUUCAGACAAUUCAGUGUUAGCAGUUUAAUCUGUCAUUUCAGUCUCACCUCUGUGAUUUAAAUUGGGCUGAGAAGUGAGAGAAGAAAGCGAAAGAACAGGCCUUGGUGUGGAUUAACGAAGCCACAGUCCUGCGGGGAUAUAUGCAGCCAAGGGGCCGUAAUGGUGGAUUUGAGCAAGGGGUGGGCUUUUUGUGUAAAGUAUUAGCUAUCACAGCCUGGUGCAGAAAAGAACUGUGAAACACAUAAAGAUUUAACGGUACCACUUCUGUCUAUGAACAAUUCUGCCCUCUCUCUCUUUUCCAUCACAGUCCAGGCGAAACUUCUUCACCAGCUAGAAGAAAGGAAGUAGUAUUCACAGUUAGUGAGAGUCUGUAAAACCAGUGUGGAUCACUGCGUAAAUAACGCUACUUGGACUCUUGCCUCUUGAGAACAAAAAAUCUCAGAGACGUGCUUAGUUUCAGGAGCCUGAGGCACUGGGGCAGCUCAGUGUCCUCUAUCAGCCCCAUGCCCUGACACAAAAAUACAACCACUGCUCAUCAAGUGGAUGUUCUCCCAAGCAUUCCUCCUGUUGCGUCUGAUUUGAGGCAUCCUGAAGUCAACAUAUUUAGCCUGAUAUUUGAGCAGUACACUUCUCAACACACUCCAUUUUCUUUGGCUGGAACUAUUCUAUUGUAAAAGGGAUUAUUCACGUCUUGUGUUUUACUGUUAAUAAAGUUAUUUCCGAUUUAA